CCUCUUUAGACCUGCUGAGUGAAAUUAAAGCUCUGCGAAUCGGAUUAUUGCUUCCCUAGAGAGCUGCCGCGCUGCCAGAGGAGAAGCGGCUCUACGGGAUCCUGCUACGCCAGACUUGCCGGUCAGCUUUUGGUUUUUGCACGAAGACUGGUGAGAGAUACCCACUGAUGAGAUAUGUUACUCUACGGUUGAGGGAAAUCCCUGGUGUGUGUGUGCGCGCGUGCUGCCGGAGAUCUAUCGGGGGACCCUCAUCGACACGAUGGGUUGCAACCUGUGUACGCUGCAGAAGAGAGAGGAACAUUACAAGCUGCUGUAUGAGAUCGCACAGGUAAAUGGGCGUGAAUAUUCCAAGUCAGGACAUGACGGGACGGUGGAAGCCAUGCGGAAAGACCCUAUUGUAGUGCAGGUUCUGAGGCGAGGCCAAGCGUCCCGAAACCAGAGCAGCUUACAGGAAGUGUGUGUGGUGGAUGUAUGCACUCAGACGGACAUCACCUUCGAGCACAUCAUGGCUCUGGCAAAGAUGAGACCCAGUACCCCUCCUGUGCCCGACAUCUGCCCCUUCCUGCUGUCUGACAGCUGUCAUUCCAUUCAGACGGUGGAUCAUGAAUAUUUUGAUUGUCCAGAGUAUGUCUCCAGCACUCAGGCAGAAGUGGAAAGGGCAGACGAAUUUGAAUGUGAGGAGGUCGAGCUCUGUCGAAUGAACAGCCAGGAAAAACUUGGUCUCACUCUCUGUUACCGCACCGAUGAGGACGAAGAUGCAGCCAUUUUUGUUGGCCAGGUUGAGCCCAACAGCCUAGCCGCAAGGGAUGGACGCAUCAAAGAGGGCGACAGAAUUUUACAGAUAAACGGGCAUGACGUGCAGGACAAGGAAGAGGCUGUUGCUCUACUCUCAAAUGAUAAUUCCAGAUCCAUAGUAUUGCUUGUCACCAGACCUGAAGGACAGAUGGAUGGAAGCUGGCUUGAUGAGGACCAUCAUGAUUUCCUAGAGGAACUGAAAAUGGAGAUUCUAGAGGGGAAGAAAAAAGAAGGAAUUUAUCAAACAGUUAGUCGCAUGAAGCAGUCUAAAAGACUAGAGGAACAAUCUACAGAUACAGCAACCUGCUCCUCGGGCAUUCCUGAAAAGGACAGUGGUGUGAAAUGCAGCUUUGAGGAGGACUCUGAACAUGAACUUUCUCAUUCCCAAACAAGAACUCAACAUCAACUUCUGGAAAGGUGGGAGGCAGGCUCGCGUUUGGUUCCUAUGGACACCAUGAGCUUUGGCAGGCAGGAGCCAGGUCAGGAUGGAAUGAUGAGUGAGAACGGAGUUGAAUGCGACCAGUUUCAACAACUCCUGGAGCUCAAGUGCCAGAUCCGUAAUGGCGGGGAAUGUGGUUUGGUCUACAGACGAAGCAGCACUAUCGAAUGCAGCCUGACAGACCAAGGUGGGAGCGGUGUGGCACGGGAGCUGCACAUGCUCAACGAGGAGCUUCGCAACAUUGAACGAGAGUGUCAGAGCAUCAUGCAAGCUCACCAGCUCCGUAGGAGCAAACACGACUCACCCAGGACAGACAAGGAGAACCGCCUGCGGCGUUGCAAGCUUGCAGAUAUAAAUGAGCAUCCUGAAAGACUUCAAUGGGAGAAGCUGCGAGAUAAAGAUAGUUCUAGUGCCUAUAACACGGCGGAAAGCUCUCGCUCAACACCGCUGGGAACAGAGGGGUCGCCUGACCUCUCGGUUCACCGUCGUGUCCACUUGACCAAUCAGAAGAACCUGCGAAGCACCCAAAACGUACAGAGCCCAUACAAUAGCCAGUACAAUAGCCCCAUUUUGUCAUUUCCCAGCCAAAGUAGCUCUGCUUAUACUCGUGCCCAUACGUACACCAGCUCAACACCUCCCUUACAGACCCCGAUGACCAGUCCUGGUUCACAGGGUCCAUGCCAGGCUUUCUCCAGCAGCCUGGAGCAAAGCCCCAGCAACCCCUCAGAAUCUGACCCAGCACUCCCAGCAGAUGACGAACAUUGUGAAAGGAACCGCAGCCGAGCCUCAGCCACCCGGCACUACCCAUCGCCCUACCACAGCAACACGGCACCAACCCAGACCCCUGGAACACGGCACUACCAGAGCUACCUACAGCUCCUACAGCAACAUUCCACUUCUUCUCUAGAGUACUCCCAGAGCCAGCUCAGCCUUCUCAGCCUCCGUGGACGGCCCGGUCCCGCACAAUCUGGCCGGGUGGAAUGGAAGGUUAAAGUUCGGGCAGAUGGAACUAGGUACGUUGCACGCCGGCCCGCAAGAGACCGUAUUCUACGUGAGCGAGCCCUGCGGAUCCGCGAGGAACGUAGCGGGGGGAUGACUACAGAUGACGACGCAGUCAGCGAAUUGAAGAUGGGUCGGUAUUGGAGCAAGGAAGAACGCAAGCAGCAGCUAGCACGUGCGAGAGAGCAGCGACGCAGGAGGGAGUUCAUGCAGAGGAGCAGGCUGGAGUGUCUUAAGGAGACUGUGGGGACCGCGAGCGGGGAGGUGAGCAUCCUGGAACUCAGCCAUAAGAAGAUGCUGAAGAAACGAAACAAGAAGAUCCUAGACAAUUGGAUGACAAUUCAAGAGCUAAUGAGCCAUGGGGCACGAGCACCUGAGGGUACCAAAGUGCACAAUGCCUUCCUCUCGGUUACCACCGUUUAGAAAAUAUGGUCUCGCUUUUAUGUACUUGCCUCUUCCAAGUGGCCAUUUACUAAAGGUUAAGAUACAGAUAUUUUUGAUGCUGUCAUAAGACUCGUUUCAACUCAACUGGGUCUCAUCUGCAGAAAUGUGAAUGUUCAAACUCUCUUUUGAUAUCUUGACUCUACCGUUCCAGACCUCGCUGU
Molecule: messenger RNA, 2838 nt
Organism: Triplophysa dalaica
Lineage: Eukaryota; Metazoa; Chordata; Actinopteri; Cypriniformes; Nemacheilidae
Gene: pdzrn4
Product: PDZ domain containing ring finger 4
Exons: 9
Coding region: 260-2656 (798 amino acids)
Molecular function (GO): protein binding
Source: RefSeq, a predicted model, not a curated record